AUUAACUUGAAUCGAAAAGCAUACAGCAAUAAUAUUACGCCAUCCCGAGUAUUUCUUGACGAUUUGAUAAAGCACAAUGAGUAAACGUAAAAAGUCUAAUAUUGUCAUGAGUCCUACUUGGAUUCCCGAGUCGCGCAGUUUUUUUAAUGAUGUGAUAACGGAUACUUUGCAUUAUCUGCGCAUUAAUUCAACGGUUAAUCUAAGCGCAAAUGAGGAAAAGGCGAUGUGUAAACUGGAGACGAAGUGGAGGGAGAAGUACAACGCCAAUGAGCGUAUGCCGGAGUCAACUCCGCUUCCACUAGAGUUACCCAAGACAGCGCCUCGUAAGCGAAUCCGUCCUGCCGCAAAGCGCGCAAUAAAAGCCAAACGGAAUGCAAAGCCUGUUGAUCCUCAGAAUCUGAAGGACAACGAUAAAGUUGUGUACCGCAUUUGCAUUCCGCCAAUGAAGCCGCAGUGGCACUGCCGCAGCUUUGAUCUCAAAAUUCCGGCGUAUGUUUGCAAAAACAAUUUGAUCCAGCCGCUAAUUACAUGGCAGCUGCUGGACCGCAUUAUGGAGCUGCCGUCGGAGGAGGGCACGGCCGAGUUUCAGACGUAUGUUAAUAACAUGCUGCAAUUACAAUGAGUUAAUUAUGCUGGACUUACAUAAUUUGUUACCUACCUAGUUAUACUUUAGUGUACAUUAUUAUAAGAUUACAACAGUCAAAUGCAAUAACAUUUAU
Drosophila arizonae is the source of this 719-nucleotide messenger RNA. It is a transcript of the gene moon, whose product is annotated as moonshiner. The record is from RefSeq and is a predicted model, not a curated record. NCBI's taxonomy places the organism in Eukaryota, Metazoa, Arthropoda, Insecta, Diptera, Drosophilidae.